AUGAGUGAAAAACGUGACAUUAUGGUAAAUGAAUGGAUAAGUUGGCAUACAGCCACAUUAAUCCUUUUGGGAUUGGCCCUACUGACUUCGUUUUUGUCGAUAUGCCUUGGAAUGUGCUCAUGCUGCUAUGGCUCUCUUACUCUCGUUUUUACAGCCCUUACUCUUCUGACAACAUUACUUUCUGCUGUGGCUGAGGGCAUCUUUUUCUUCUAUUCCCAUCGUGCUGAUAAUCGCUUCAUCAAGGGUAUCGUUGGUACUUAUGAGACUUUGGCGCGAUUUUCACAAUUCUGCUUUUCAGCAACGGGUUGGACUCGCCUUCUUCUUGCAAAUGGCUGCCGCCUUCUUCCAUUUCCUCUCAUUCCUCGUGGCAAUGGUCUCAACCUACUUCUCUUUCUCAGCUGCCAAAGAUGCCCAGGAUCACUACAGCCUUCAGCGCAGCUCACGAACGAAUGUCACAAAUAUAGGAAGGUGAGUUAUAAGAAUUUGCUUUCGCCUGAAUCAAUGGAAUUUGAUGCUCCAUUAAUGUAUCAAUCACAAACACCUCAACCAAGCAUACGACAACCAUAUUCCAAACAAGAAGAGUAUGAUCGACAUGUUGCUGAAAGUAUGCCGGAACUGGGAAUGACC
Strongylus vulgaris is the source of this 627-nucleotide messenger RNA. Lineage: Eukaryota; Metazoa; Nematoda; Chromadorea; Rhabditida; Strongylidae. The record is from the annotation of a GenBank genome assembly.